Molecule: messenger RNA, 2905 nt
Organism: Tribolium madens (black flour beetle)
Lineage: Eukaryota; Metazoa; Arthropoda; Insecta; Coleoptera; Tenebrionidae
Exons: 7
Coding region: 167-2569 (800 amino acids)
Source: RefSeq, a predicted model, not a curated record
UCCGAUGAGUGUACCUGCAACGUUCGGUGGGCAGGGCAGAUUCUAACGUAACCUAAGAUUCGACACCGUCAAAACAAAGCAAAACCACCCCUAAAAUCGCCACCCCCGAACUCUUAAAAUGACGUAUUAACCAAACAAGUGUGUGUAAUCUCACAAUAACGCAAAAAUGUGGCGUCUUUGUGCUUUGUGUGUGUGUUUAUUAGCACUGGGUGUGAUCGCCCAAUACGAGUGGCAGGCAAGGGAUGCCUACGAUGAGGUGCGUCGAGCCAUGGACAGAGUGAACAAAUACAACUGCGAAAUUCAACACGUUGGAGACUUGUACUUGCCGGAAACCUCCGUGUCCCACAUCCCCGACAUCAAAGAUGUCAACAUCAAUCCCGUUUUUCCCAAUAGGACUCAACUACUUCACAUACACAACAUGGCCCUGAGUCGAGCCUUUUUCUGGAGUUAUAUCCUUCAGAGUCGAUUCAUUCGUCCGGCCAUAAACGACACCUAUGACCCCGGGAUGAUGUACUACUUCCUCUCCACCGUGGCCGAUGUCUCCACCAACAAUCACGUCAACGCUAGUGCUAUUUAUUUCGCCCCCAACAUGUCAUACUCCUCUUCUUACCGCGGCUUCUUCAACAAGACUUUCCCAAGAUUCGCCCCUAGGACAUUCCGAGCCGACGAUUUCAACGACCCCAUACAUUUAGAACGUAUUUCCACCCUGAAUACGUUCACAGUGUACGAUUUAGGGGCUAUCAAACCUAACACUAGCGACGACUACACUUCAGAUUUUUACCGAAUUAAUGAAUGGUACAAGAAGUGGCUCCCUGAUCGAGUUUUUGAUAGGCAUGACACGAAGACGACUUAUCAGAUUUAUAUCAGAUAUGCAAACAAUACUAAUGAAACAUUUACGUUUCAUGGACCUCCCGGAGCCGAUGAAAGUCCGGGGCCUGUCCAAUGGACCAGACCCUAUUUUGACUGCGGGAGAUCGAAUAGAUGGUUGGUGGCGGCUGUUGUGCCUAUUGCUGACAUUUAUCCAAGACAUACGGGGUUUAGGCAUAUUGAAUAUCCCACUUACACCGCUGUUUCUGUGGUUGAAAUGGACUACGAACGUAUCGACAUCAACCAAUGUCCUCCCGGGUUGGGCAACAAAGAAGGCCUCAACAUGUUCGCAGACACAGCCCGGUGUAAAAAAGAAACAACCGAGUGCGAACCUAUCCACGGAUGGGGCUUCCGAAGAGGCGGCUACCAGUGUCGGUGCAAACCCGGUUACCGUCUCCCCAUGCAAGUCCGACGUCCCUUUUUGGGAGAAAUAGUAGAACGUGCAACGGCAGAACAAUAUUACAACGGUUUUGAUUGUCUUAAAAUCGGAUGGGUACAGAAAUUACCGGUUCAGUGGGAAAAAGCAAGUUCAUCGGUCCGAAACCACUAUCUUGAUAAAUACAGGGAGUAUCGUUAUCCUGUCUCAGGACCCGAGGCUUUACACCAACCAAAAAUCAAUAUUCACAAAUCUCUUGAUUUUAUUUUGGGCAUGAAUAAGGACAAUUGUAAGAAUUACAACAAGGACGAAUUAAUUUUGUACGGUGGUGUCGAAUAUGGCGCUUAUGAAUUUUUCCAAAAUGAAGCCAAAAUGGCCUUACGACUCGCGAAUUUCAUUAGUGCCUUUUUACAAGUCAAUGACCCCCAUGAGGUGUAUUCAGGGAAACGAGUUCCUGACAGACCUCUAACAGAAGACGAAAUGAUCGGCGAAACUUUAGCCCUUGUUAUGGGUAAUAACCGAAUUUGGUCGGCGGGGACUUACUGGGAACGAAAUAAAUUCACAAAUCGCACACUUUUCGCCCCCUACGCCUACAAAACGCAACUCAACACACGAAAAUUCGCAGUUGAAGAUUUGGCCCGACUUAACAAAUCUGAUGAAGUCUAUUUGAAUAAACCUUGGUUUUUGAAAUUGAAACAACGCUGGUUGACUAAUUUCGACAGUCUGGAAAAAUUUUACAUGAAAAUUAAAAUCCGGUUUAAUGAAACUGGCGAAACGACGAGGAAGUAUGAACGAUAUCCGAAUUACUACAGAGGGGCUCAACUAAAACACGGCUUAUGGACCGAGCCUUAUUAUGACUGUGAUGGCAAAAGGCCCAUGUGGAAGAUUAAAUACGCUGCACCGUUUUUCGGUUGGGACAGUCUUAAAGUGAAACUCGAAUUCAAAGGUGUGGUCACCGUAUCAAUGGAUUUGCUAAAACUGGAUAUAAAUCAAUGUCCUGACAGAUACUACGUUCCAAACGCGUUCAAAAACACACACAAGUGUGAUUUGCGAAAUUCAUACUGUGUUCCGAUCUUGGGUCGUGGAUUUGAAACAGGGGGUUAUAAAUGUGAGUGUAAGCAAGGUUACGAAUAUCCGUUUGAAGAUCUCAUUACUUAUUACGACGGUCAAGUUCUGGAAGCCGAAUUUAGUAACUUAGCUGAUAAUAAUGAGACGCGUUUUGAUAUGUUCAAGUGCCGCUUAGCUGGCGCUAGCAGUGUUCAAGUUAGUAUCGUGACGGUUUUGUUAUUAAUAUUUGUUAGUUUUGGUUUGUAUGGCAGAAGUUGAAUUUUAAACUAAUGACUUGAAAUUGAAGGCCUUUUAAUGUGCCUUGAUGAUAUUUUAGUUUUACCGUCCAUUUUAAGUUGUAGUUGUAGGAGUUUGGUACAAAAAAGAACGUAUUUUGUAUGUUAUUGUGUACUUGUUGUUUUGAAGUGCACUUAUUGUAAGGUUAAUCGUACUAUAGGCCGAGUUGCAAUUUUUGUUGGGCGAUCGUGAGUUUUGUACAGAUGGCUUUAUACAUGUACAUAUUUUUGAUAUUCUUUUUAUUUCUAAGUGCACAGACUAUGAACAAAAAAUUGUUCACUUAAUCGAUUUUUUUGUAUUACAUGCAUUUUUUAUUAA